This is a messenger RNA of Pyrenophora tritici-repentis Pt-1C-BFP, 1674 nucleotides long. Its product is annotated as ProP, Permease major facilitator superfamily. Lineage: Eukaryota; Fungi; Ascomycota; Dothideomycetes; Pleosporales; Pleosporaceae. Gene Ontology annotation, biological process: transmembrane transport. Gene Ontology annotation, cellular component: membrane. The record is from RefSeq and is a predicted model, not a curated record. Gene Ontology annotation, molecular function: transmembrane transporter activity.
AUGACCGGCACAGCGUCCAGCAAGAUGGAGCAAGAUGUUUAUGGGAACAAAAGUCCGGCUGCGGAGGCGGUGUUGAGAGAGGGAGAGGGAGAAGUUCCUGUCAGCGUCUUGGAAGAUGGAUCGCUGGAUCCUGUGUACGAAGCCAAGGCGAAGGUGCUGAAUAAGGCGAUUCAGGAUAUUGGUAUGGGGAGGUAUCAAUGGCAGCUCUUCAUAGUCAUCGGCUUCGGCUGGGCAAUGGAUAACCUCUGGCCAAUCGUCACCUCUCUAAUCUUCACACCCAUCACCAACGAAUUCCACCCAAACCGGCCGCCUUUGUUGUCCCUCUCCCAAAACAUUGGUUUGCUUGUUGGCGCCGUGUUUUGGGGUUUCGGCUGCGACGUGUUUGGCAGACGGUGGGCGUUUAAUCUCACCAUUGGGAUUACGGCUGUGUUUGGGUUGGCGGCCGCGGGGAGUCCUGGGUUUGGCGCUAUUGGGGUGUUUGCGGCACUUUGGUCGGUUGGGGUGGGGGGGAAUUUACCGGUGGAUAGUGCGAUUUUCUUGGAGUUUCUGCCAGGGUCGCAUCAGUAUCUUUUGACGGUACUGUCGAUUUAUUGGUCGUUUGCUCAGGUCUUUGCUACUCUGGUUGCUUGGCCGCUGCUGGGCAAUAUGACGUGUCAGCAGAGUGACGACAACUGUACAAAGGAGAAGAACAUGGGGUGGAGAUGGUUUAUGCUUGUCAUGGGCGGCGUCGCUCUCCUAAUGUUCAUCGCCCGCUUCCUCCUCUUCACAAUCUUCGAGUCACCGAAAUUUCUCAUGGGCAAAGCCAACGACAAAGAAGCCACCCGAAUCGUGCAUGAAGUCGCGCGGCGCAACGGAAAAACCACCCCUUUAACCCUCUCUGACCUACAAACUUGCGACCUUGUCGCCCGCCCGGGCACCACCUCCACUACUCGCACCCGCAAUCCCGCCACAGCAGCCAUCAGACGCAAUCUAGAAAAAGUAGACAUGUCGCACAUCAAAGCCCUCUUCGCUACGCCCAAACUUGCCUUAUCUACAACGCUCAUCACCACAAUCUGGGCCUUGAUUGGUCUCGGCUACCCCCUCUACAACGCCUUCCUGCCCUAUAUCCAAGCCACGCGCGGCCUAAACUACGGCGACGGUUCCACAUACAUCACCUACCGCAACAGCCUCAUCAUCGCCGUCCUCGGCGUCCCGGGGUGUCUGCUCGGCGGCCUCUUGGUAGAAACAAGGCUUCUCGGCCGCAAAGGCACGUUAUCCCUGUCUACCAUUCUAACGGGUGUUUUCCUCUUGGCUUCCACUACGGCAACGUCAUCCAACGCGCUGCUUGGAUGGAACUGCGCCUUCAACUUCAUGUCGAAUAUCAUGUAUGCGGUGCUGUACGCGUAUACGCCCGAGAUCUUUGCGACCAAAGAUCGCGGUACGGGGAAUGCGGUUACGGCGAGUGCGAAUCGCGUGUUUGGUAUCAUGGCGCCGAUUGUGGCCAUGUUUGCGGAUUUGCGGACUAGUGUGCCGGUGUAUGCGAGUGGGGGGUUGUUUGUCGUGGCUGGCGUGUUGGUGCUGGCGUUGCCGUUUGAGAGUCGGGGGAGGGCUAGCCUUGUACGAUCGUACGGAUUGAAUAACAACAACGAGGUUCUUCUGGUGACUGGUAUUGGUAUUGGUUUUCUACGAACAUAG